This is a messenger RNA of Eremothecium gossypii ATCC 10895, 1551 nucleotides long. It is a transcript of the gene RRN7, whose product is annotated as Rrn7p. Gene Ontology annotation, cellular component: RNA polymerase I core factor complex; RNA polymerase transcription factor SL1 complex. Gene Ontology annotation, biological process: RNA polymerase I preinitiation complex assembly; nucleolar large rRNA transcription by RNA polymerase I. Gene Ontology annotation, molecular function: RNA polymerase I core promoter sequence-specific DNA binding. The coding region runs from base 1 to 1551 and encodes 516 amino acids. Lineage: Eukaryota; Fungi; Ascomycota; Saccharomycetes; Saccharomycetales; Saccharomycetaceae. The transcript has a single exon. The record is from RefSeq and is marked provisional.
AUGUCCACAUAUAUCAGAGGCCCUGUAUGCGGGACUGAUAACUGUAGAAGCAGACUAUGGCGUAUAAUCAAUGGCCAUAGGACCUGCCAGUACGGCCAUGUCAUGGAGGGUGAUGUAGAGUUCAACGACGAUGAUGAAGAAUUUAGCGCUAUGGGUGUCGUAACUAGGAGACUAAACUUGACAACUAAUGCCACGGGGAAUUUUCAGUCAAGCCAAGCAUUCAGUCAGACGCAGGUACUCGCACAGCACGAGGACGAGAAGCGGCUGCUCGGUGCCCCUGCACGAGAAUUGUUUCUCAAAUGCUUUCAAUAUAUUCUGCGAAAGCAGUGCUCAUGGCUUAUUGAAGAGCAGGGCUUCCCAAUCGAGUUCUCGAAGACCGUUAAAAUCAUAUGGAUGCUAUACCUAAAACAUAUGGAGCCGGAGACACCACCCGCCGGGGACGAUGCAAAUGAAACGGUCAGCGCUCCCUCCCAAACAUUAACAGAGAGAUACAGAACGGCCAACGGCGGCAGAAUGGGCCUUUCGAUGCUUUCCACCCUUGCAUUUCAUUACCUUGCAUGCGUUCAUCUGGGAUUACCAGCGCAUACAGAUGACUUUAUUAGAUGGGUUAGUUCGCUCGAGAUGCCGUACUUCCGCGCCGUCGAAUGCUUACCUGCUGAGUGGCAGAAGAAGUUACCGAACUACUACACGCAGAUAAUGGAAGGUAGCUCUGUCCCUCGUAAUGCUCAGCUACAUCACAAGAUUUCAUCUGUGGCCCUGCAGGUCAAGUUCUCUGCGCAUUUCCAAGAUGCCAUUCCAGCUGGGCCCAUGAUCCUAAAACUGGUGACACUAACUGGGCUGCCACCCGAGUUUUACCUCUAUACUACUACCCUGUUGGAAUUAAUCGAACACCACAGCUACGUUUCAGUGCUUGCGCACGACAGCACGCAUGUUGCGAGACCCCACUUAUACCCUGAGCUGCGCAUUGCUGCUUUAUUUAUCACGUCAGUGGAUUGGGUCCUCCAGCAGCAAGAUUACUACAAUAUCGAAUACCUAUUGGCGUGGCUUAGACGAGAAAAUGCCGUGCGCCUAACUCAGGAUACCGCCUCCAGAAAUAGGGAGCUAGCCCAUCUCGCACAGCAGCCUACCCAAUUACCUGUCGCAUGGAGCCAAGAACAGGCUUCCGCAUAUCUCGACUGGCUAGAAUCUGACUUUCUGCCAAAAUACGACCAUUUUACGAAUAGCCACAUUCCCCUAGAUCACAAGAUUGCACGCCGGAAGCUCUACAAUAUUCUACCACUAGCUCCAGCGGCUAAGCUCGAACCCACGCACCCUUCAUCGCGGACCUUCAUCAACACAUUACAGGAAUUCUACUUUACAACUGCUUCUUCACUAUCCACAGUAUCUGAAUCACCCGCCGCGGCUACAAGGUCCGCUGCAGUUGCGAAGGUCAGGCAUAAGCUCGUGAGAGAUCUGGCGGCUGAGUUUGGUGUGUCAUCACAGCAACUUACGAAUGCCGUAAACACAAUACAAAAACAAUGCCUAGUUGCGGUACGUCGUCAGGCAACAUAG